AUGGAUAAGUCAUGGAUGCACUCGGAUAGAAGAUCGAAGGCAUAUGAGUUAGGGGUGGAAGCAUUUUUGAACUUUUCUGUAGAAAAUCUUCUAACUACCACACAUAUCCGUUGUCCAUGUGUUAAAUGUGUUAAUUUGAAAUUGUUUGGGGUUGGAAUUAUAAGGGAUCACUUAUACUUUAAUGGAGUUGACCAAAGCUAUAAGAAUUGGACAUUUCACGGAGAACCUUGGGAAGCAGCUACUAAUGCUAGUAGAAAUGUUGAAGAAGAUGAUGACCAUAGUAGGUACAGUUUUGUGUCUGAAGAAUAG
Messenger RNA from Prunus armeniaca (apricot), 309 nucleotides. The record is from the annotation of a GenBank genome assembly. NCBI's taxonomy places the organism in Eukaryota, Viridiplantae, Streptophyta, Magnoliopsida, Rosales, Rosaceae.